AUCCUUAAAGGUUGUAUCUUGCAUCGUCUUGUAGGUCUUUAACUGCAGGAAGAAGCUGGCUGACGCCGGCAUCCCGAUGCUAUCCGAGGAAUACUCCAAGGCCAUCACCCUGGCGGGCCGCACCAAGAACGUCGGCCUGGCAACGGAGCUCUUCUCUGACGCCAUAGAUGCCGGCCUCCGCAACGCCUGCCUCUACAAUGCCCUCAUGUCUGCUUAUAUGUAUAGUGGCCUCACCAAGAAAGCCGUCUCAGUUUUCGAGGAUCUGAAGCAGGACUUCAAUUGCAAGCCAACCAUUGUCACCUAUAACAUUCUCCUUUCGGUAUUUGGCCGCUCCUUGCUCGUGGACCAUAUGGAGACUGUCCUCCAAGCAAUUGAUGAUUCGGACCUUUCCUACACCAUCACCACCUACAACACUGCCAUUGCCGCAUAUGUUACGGCCUGGAUGUGGGAUAAAAUGGAGAGGAUGUACCAAUCGAUGGUGGAGGGACCAAUCAAGCCUGACGCUGAAACCCUCCUCCUGAUGUUAAGAGGUUAUGCCCACUCAAGCAAUCUAGAGAAGAUGGAAAAGACUUAUGAUCAAAUAAAGGAGAUGAUUAACAAUAGGCAGACACCUUUGAUUCGGACAAUGAUAUAUGCUUAUACUAAGAGCUGUCACCCUGAUCGAGUCAGAAAGGUGGAGGCCUUGAUGAAGUUGAUUCCAGGGGAUGAGUAUAGACAUUGUCUCAAUGUACAUUUGAUCAGGAUGUAUGCACAGGAAGGCUUAACUGAGGCGAUGGAAGGACUAAUAUCCGAGGCAUUCCAGCACAACACUGUUGUAACUACAGUGGGGGUGAUGCGUUCCAUCAUAUCGAGUUACUUCAAAAGUAAUGCAGUGGACCGGCUAGCUGGGUUCAUUAGACAGGCAGAGAAUGCAGGGUGGCGGCUUUGCCGGUCAUUGUACCAUUGCAAGAUGGUGAUGUAUGGACAGCAGAAUCGCUUGGAGGAGAUGCAUGGGGUUCUGGAUGAGAUGGAGAAUUUUAGAUUUGGUCGAACGAAGAAAACCUUUUUCAUUUUGUACAAGGGAUAUUCCAACAUAGGUAGGAGAUUAGAGGCAGAGACAGUCAUUGGGAUGAUGUGGAAGCGUGGCUAUGGAAAUCCCGAGGAUGCGUGUGUGUCGUAAAAUUUUAAGUGGAUGCUGCAUAUGGAAUUAUUAGAUUAUGGUCGACAUAUGCCAGAUGAUUUCCAAAAUUAUGAAGGCCUACCUUUUCUCUAGCAAAUUGACGACAGAUUACAGAUGGAAUUAUUUAAACUAACAAUUAACAACUGAAUGGCUGAUCAUUAAGUUCCAUGGCUUUUGAUAUUGAGAUAUUACUC
Messenger RNA from Musa acuminata subsp. malaccensis (wild Malaysian banana), 1353 nucleotides. Its product is annotated as pentatricopeptide repeat-containing protein At2g30780. NCBI's taxonomy places the organism in Eukaryota, Viridiplantae, Streptophyta, Magnoliopsida, Zingiberales, Musaceae. Gene Ontology annotation, molecular function: protein binding; mRNA binding. The record is from RefSeq and is a predicted model, not a curated record.